Messenger RNA from Etheostoma spectabile (orangethroat darter), 874 nucleotides. It is a transcript of the gene kctd6b, whose product is annotated as potassium channel tetramerization domain containing 6b. The transcript has 2 exons. NCBI's taxonomy places the organism in Eukaryota, Metazoa, Chordata, Actinopteri, Perciformes, Percidae. Gene Ontology annotation, molecular function: protein binding. Bases 161 to 847 code for a protein of 228 amino acids. Gene Ontology annotation, biological process: protein homooligomerization. The record is from RefSeq and is a predicted model, not a curated record.
CUUGUGUGCGCAGUUUUGCUCGAGCCUGGAGCCGAGCACAGCACAGCUGCCCGGACUGCCAGCUCGAAACAUCACUGACUGUCUGGCUGCACCGUUAAUUACCAACCGCAAGUCGCUGUUUCUGGACAAAAAAAGACAAAGAAGCAAAAAAAGCGAGCCGAUGAGUACUCCUGUUACCUUGAAUGUAGGAGGCCACCUGUACACCACCAGUUUAUCCACCCUGCAGCGCUAUCCAGACUCCAUGCUGGGUGCCAUGUUCCGGGGAGAUUUCCCCACAACUCGCGAUUCCCAAGGGAAUUACUUCAUUGAUCGCGAUGGGACACUGUUCCGGUACAUCCUGAACUUCCUGCGGACGUCUGAGCUGACCCUACCCUUGGACUUCACAGAGACAGACCUCCUUCGGAAAGAGGCGGACUUCUACCAGAUCGAACCUUUGAUCCAAUGCCUUAACGAUCCCAAGCCACUGUACCCUCCUGACAUCUUCGAGCAGGUCGUGGAGCUCUCCAGCACUCGGAAACUAUCAAAAUAUUCAAACCCAGUCGCCGUUAUCAUCACACAGCUAACCAUAACUACGAAGGUUCACGGCCUGCUGGAAGGUAUUUCUAACAACUUCACCAAGUGGAACAAACACAUGAUGGACACCAGAGACUGCCAGGUGUCAUUCACCUUUGGACCGUGUGACUAUCACCAAGAGGUGUCCCUAAGGGUUCACCUCAUGGACUAUAUCAUGAAACAAGGCUUCACCAUCCGCAACACGCGUGUGCAUCACAUGAGUGAGCGUGCAAACGAGAACACGGUGGAGCAUCACUGGACUUUCUGUCGACCAGCUCACAAGGUUGAAGAUUAAGUUACAGCGGGUGACGUUACUGUUUGA